Closterium sp. Yama58-4 is the source of this 345-nucleotide messenger RNA. Lineage: Eukaryota; Viridiplantae; Streptophyta; Zygnematophyceae; Desmidiales; Closteriaceae. The record is from the annotation of a GenBank genome assembly.
AUGACAGGCCAAAGUGAUGGGGAUCAUGGUGAUGAUGGUGAUGAUGGUGAUGAUGGUGAUGAUGGUGAUGAUGGUGAUGAUGGUGAUGAUGGUGAUGAUGGUGAUGAUGGUGAUGAUGGUGAUGAUGGUGAUGAUGGUGAUGAUGGUGAUGAUGGUGAUGAUGGUGAUGAUGAUGGUGAUGAUGGUGAUGAUGAUGGUGAUGGUGAUGAUGGUGAUGAUGAUGGUGAUGAUGGUGAUGAUGGUGAUGAUGGUGAUGAUGGUGAUGAUGAUGGUGAUGGUGAUGAUGGUGAUGAUGGUGAUGAUGGUGAUGAUGGUGAUGAUGGUGAUGAUGGUGAUGUUGCAUAG